This is a messenger RNA of Mus pahari (shrew mouse), 1682 nucleotides long. RefSeq names its product peptidase inhibitor 16 (gene Pi16). The transcript has 7 exons. The coding region runs from base 9 to 1451 and encodes 480 amino acids. The record is from RefSeq and is a predicted model, not a curated record. Gene Ontology annotation, cellular component: extracellular region. Lineage: Eukaryota; Metazoa; Chordata; Mammalia; Rodentia; Muridae.
CGGCCACCAUGCACGGCUCCUGCAGCCCGUGGGUGAUGCUGCCGCGGCCACUGCUCCUCCUGCUGCUGCUGACCGCCACUGGCCCCACCACAGCCCUCACGGAGGACGAGAAGCAAAGUAUGGUGGAGCUUCACAACCACUACCGUGCCCAGGUGUCCCCGCCAGCGUCAGAUAUGCUGCAGAUGAGGUGGGACGACGAGCUGGCCGCCUUUGCCAAGGCCUACGCUCAGAAGUGCGUGUGGGGCCACAACAAAGAGCGCGGGCGGCGCGGAGAGAACUUGUUUGCCAUCACGGACGAGGGCAUGGACGUGCCUCUGGCCGUGGGGAACUGGCACGAGGAGCAUGAAUAUUACAAUUUCAGCACGGCCACCUGCGAUCCGGGCCAGAUGUGCGGCCACUACACUCAGGUAGUGUGGAGCAAGACUGAGAGAAUUGGCUGUGGCUCCCACUUCUGCGAGACGCUCCAGGGCGUGGAAGAAGCUAACAUCCACUUGCUGGUGUGCAACUAUGAGCCCCCGGGGAAUGUGAAGGGCCGUAAGCCCUACCAGGAGGGGACUCCUUGCUCCCAGUGCCCUCUUGGCUACAGCUGCGAGAACUCUCUCUGUGAGCCCAUGAAAAACCCGGAAAAGGCGCAGGAUUCGCCUCCAAGGGUGACCGAGGUCCCUUCCACCCGCUCAACUGAAGCCCCAAGCUCCAGGGAAACCAGUACUCCAUCCCUAGCAACCUCUGGGACUCUACAUUUCUCCUCGGUAACGAAGGUCUCGGACUCCCUGGCAACCGAGUCCUCACCUGCGGUAGAAACAAAGGCACCAUCUUCCUUAGCAACCGAAGGCCCCUCCUCCAUGGCAACAGAGACUCAGGCUUUUCCCACUGAGGUCCCCUCGGUUUCUGCAACGCACUUGCAGCCCUCACUGGAUGAAGGGCCAGUUAACUUCCUCACAUCAACACAUAUCCCUGUUCCCAAAUCUAUGGAUGAAGAAGCCAGCAAGUCGAGUGCAACCUCCGUGAGCCCAAAGAAAUCGCUGUACCCCAAGAUGUCCGUGGCAGAGACAGGAGAGUCCCUAUCCCAAAUCCAGGAGGAGGCUGAGCCCAAGGACGAGCUGUCUGAGCCCGAGGCCGAGUUGCCAGAGCCCGAGUCCGAGUCACCCGAGGCCGAGGCCGAGUUGCCUGUUUCCAGUGAGGCUUUGGUCCCAGUUCUUCCAGCCCAGGAGCACGGUGGGCAGAAGGCCUCACUGGAACACGCUGGCCACCCUGCCUCCCCAUCCCUGUCCACCUUCCCUAGUGCCUCGGGUAAUGCCACAGGUGGGCGCACCCUGGCCCUACAGUCAUCCUGGACAGGUGCUGAGAACCCUGAAAAGGCCGGCUGGGAUUUGAAGAAUUCUGCUCACGCGUGGGGCCCUUUCCUGGGGACGCUGCUGCCUCCCCUGCUGAUGUCGGCUGGCAUGUUCUGAGGGAGACACCCGAAGGCCUGGGAGAAGAGGGCAGCUGCCCAACUGCUGUGUCCUGUCCUGUCGCUCACCACCGUCUGGCUAAAGCCCCUCUGGAAGGGAAAGGCUGAGGGGUUCAGCCCAUCAGUAACUGCACACCAGGGCCCUUCCUUGGCCCGUACAGUGGAGUUCUACAGAGGACAUGAUUCUGAGGAUCCUUGUCUGCUUCAUGGGGGAUAGGGGUGGGGUGGGCUG